AUGGCAGAGCAGCUGCUGGCUCAGUUAGAACUCGAGGAGAAACAGGCGCAAGAAGAGGCCCAAGCAAAGAAAGCGGUGGCUGCUGCUUCAUCACAGUCACAACAGGGUAGUGGAGGUCCGAAGAGAAACAGGCGUAAAGAGAAGAUUGCUCAGAGAGAAGCUGCUGCAAAGAAACUGUCAGAAGAGGCUGCUCAGGAAGCGUCGACACAGCCUGAUCUGAGGAAGAUCGAGCUCGAGAACUUAGACGCUCUAUGUAAGAUUCACAAUCUGGUUCAGCACGAUAUUCAGCCUGAUGGACACUGUUUGUUUGCUUCAAUUGCUGACCAGUUGGCACAGAGACGAGAUAUCAAGAAAUCGGUACAAGAACUGAGGAAAGAGGCUGCCGGUUAUAUUCGUCAGAAUCCAGACACUUUUGGACCUUUCCUGUUUGACGAGAACACCUUGACGAUGAGAGAAAUAGGGCCCUAUUGUGAGGAGCUCGAGACAACUGCUAUCUGGGGAGGGGAUAUGGAGAUUCUGGCACUGGCCAAUGUGUACGAUUCGUGCAUCAGUGUCAUGUUCAGUGGCCGGUCGACACUCAAAGUCAAUGAAGAAGGAUCCCAGCCCGAGCUCAAGCUGGUGUACUAUAAACACAGCUUCGGUCUUGGUGAACACUACAACUCUCUACGGGACGCUAAUUAG
This is a messenger RNA of Sugiyamaella lignohabitans, 681 nucleotides long. RefSeq names its product Otu2p (gene OTU2). The coding region runs from base 1 to 681 and encodes 226 amino acids. Gene Ontology annotation, molecular function: cysteine-type deubiquitinase activity. Lineage: Eukaryota; Fungi; Ascomycota; Dipodascomycetes; Dipodascales; Trichomonascaceae. The transcript has a single exon. The record is from RefSeq and is a predicted model, not a curated record. Gene Ontology annotation, biological process: protein deubiquitination.